UGCACGCAGGCCAAGGAUGGCACUGGCGCCACGGUCACUGGCCAUCACGGUGUUCACCUGCAGGUCCGUCGCCAUCAUUCUGCAGGUGGCGAGUCUGACCUACGUCUUGAUGGCAGAAGAACUGGGCUUCUCCGUCUUCAUAUUCCUCAAGCUUGUGUUGGCGGCGGAGCUGAUCUUGAACUCGGCGCGGCUGCUCUACGAUGGCACGCAGGCCUUCUUACACCAGCCACUGCCGGCCGAACGUUGGAUGAUGUCGGCGCUUGUGGCCGUAGAUUUGGUCAUGCUGCACGCCCUCUUCGCUGCUGGGGCGAGCUCCCUGGGGGUGGUGGACUACCUCGACAAGACCAUGAGGCAGUGCGCACUGCUACCUUCCCAUGCUUGCGAUCGGUUCUGGGCAUCGGGCAUACUCACCGUGCUGGCAUCGGCUUUCACCGUCCCGGUCAUCAUCAUCAUGUUCCGUCUGCAUGUGAUCUGGGAAUGGGAUCACGCCGCCGCCGCCGCCGCCCAUGCAUGACGUACGGAUACUCCACGGCAAGGCCAAGAUGACACUGGAGUGGGAUCACGCCGCCGCCGGCGAUCUCUGGGAUUCGGAAACUAAUUAUAUGUUUUCUUUGGCUAUGGUUAUGCAGAAGUAGUACAUUUAAUCGAUCCGUAGGCCAUAUAUUUAGCUUUGCUUUGCCUAGCUAUCUUUGUGUGCGUAGCAUGUACGUGUGCACUUAUCUUCGUAUACAUGACAUAUACGGAUCUAAAGUGAAGCAAACUA
Molecule: messenger RNA, 763 nt
Organism: Triticum dicoccoides
Lineage: Eukaryota; Viridiplantae; Streptophyta; Magnoliopsida; Poales; Poaceae
Exons: 3
Coding region: 17-514 (165 amino acids)
Source: RefSeq, a predicted model, not a curated record